AUGCGAUUGCACAGAGUGAUCUUCUGUUUAUUCUACGUCAUAUCACACGGUGAGUUGUGGAAGUUAGCACCGAAAGUUCAAAAGAUGUUUCCAGUAUUCUCAAUUCGUCUCAGCCAGUUUCUCCGCCUCGCUUCCUCAGAUAACUACCACAAUGAUCCCUCGAUUGCAGCCCUUCCAAGUGUAGAGGUAUAGCUGAAAUAUAUCUGAAACUUCUUAAAGCAUUCAGCUUUUCAGAACCGAAUAUAUGAAAAGAUGUAUGUGAAGCCGACGACAGAAAAAUACGACCGAUUCAUUCGGAACGGAUUGUUCGACUUCAGUCCGGUGAUCAGACACCCGUACGAGUACAGGAUACAGUAA
Messenger RNA from Caenorhabditis sp. 36 PRJEB53466, 357 nucleotides. NCBI's taxonomy places the organism in Eukaryota, Metazoa, Nematoda, Chromadorea, Rhabditida, Rhabditidae. The record is from the annotation of a GenBank genome assembly.